AUGGGUUUAGUACUAGACGUGCUCUGGGACCACAGCGUGCAAGUGAGCCUAAUACAAACUCUCAAGCUGCAAGAAGACCCUUUUCCACGUCGCUCUCCUUACCAGAUGACCCCUGCUUCGACCUAUGACCCCAGCAUGGGCCUAAUAGAUAGUGCAUUUAAUGCCACCACUGCAGACACUUCCAACAACAGUGAUCAAGAGAGCGACAGCAAACAUGUCCGAGACGUGUCAGCGGACACCUUUCCCCUCCUCAACCAGGUGCUGUGGGAGGGAGACGGCCACAUUAAUAAAGAUAUGUUAUUGGGCCCGGGUAACAUUCUUCUCCUGCAUCCUACGUCUGGCAGCGUAGCAGGACAUUCCAUGACCCCGCAUUUGAGGCUCGCUGCCAAAGUUGUCGUACUGGAAUGGUCACGCUGGGAUGUUAAGGGCUGUGAAGGCAUCGUCAGGCAGGCAGAACUAGCAGCGAGAGGAAUGUACAUGUUGAGGAGCGUGGGCUGCUGGGACAAAAGUGGGCGUGGCCUAAAGCUGAGGAAGCCCCUCCUACCUGCCGUGACAGACCUGAAAGGAGCUGAAGUGACGGUUGUUAUUGUCAAGGACUUCAUCGAAGCCAUCCGCGUGGGUCCGAGGCGCUCAUACCUGGUCGGUUUCCUGGGUCAUGUCGUGAACACGCUCGCUGCUUCGGCCAACUUCCGCUACGCCAUUAUGGAAGGCUCUGGAUUCGGGAAUGUGGUGGCGAAUGGGUCCUACGACGGCGUGGUCGGCCACAUCGAGAGAAAAGAAGGUGACCUCGGACUGGCUUCCCUGAGCAUCACCUACCACCGCCUGCUGAGCAUCGACUACACGACAUGGACUAUGUUUGACCCCAUGAUCUUUCUCACGAGAGCACCCAGCAUUAUCAACGACCCUCUCAUUCUGUUUAAGCUGUACACGUGGCAGUCCAUCCGUAUAAUUAAUAAGCGCGAAAGCUCGUCAUUGGCUGGAUUUGCUUCUAUUUUAUUCCUUGUAUUACGUACUGCAGUAUAUCAAGGAUCACGCCAGCCUCCGACCAGCUCUCCAGGACGAGUGGUGUACGUGUGCAUUUGGGCGGUGGUGAUCAUUCUGUUUGCAAUCUACAGCGGGAAUCUCACGGCAUUCCUCUCCAAGCCGAGGGUUACUAAGCCCCCUGCCACGAUAAGGGAGCUGGUUCUGCGCGACUGGACCAUCUCUCUCGACAAGGCUUACGGAGCGCACGACAUCGUCAAGGCGACGAAAACAGAGGACUAUCAGAUUCUGUACCAAAGGGCGAAUGAGCGCGGCGCCAUUAGGGAGAACGAGGGAGCUCAGGGAGAAAGUCGCACAGACGUCUCCGAGUUGGAAAAUGAAGAUAUUGCGAUUGUCAUGGGAGCAACGGGCGCCUACUACAUGAUGAACAAAAACAAAGCAGAGGACCGGCGCUGCAGACUCACGUACGGCACGGAAGCGAUCGCCAAGAAAUUCUCCGCUCUGGCCCUUCCCAAGAUGUCACUGUUGAAGCCGAUAUUUGACCGGAAGAUAAUGUGGAUGCGACAAAUGGGUGUCGUUGGGAAACUCUAUGAUAGUUCCUUCGGCGUUAAGUGUUUUCGCGAAGAUUUGAAUUCUGGCAAACUGAAGCCCAUGGCACUUGGACAGCUGAUCGGUGUCCUCUACAUGUGGCUCGGUGGAAUGAUCGUGGCUUCGUUGGUGUUCGUGUUUGAGGUCUAUUUGCCCAAGCGCUGA
Penaeus indicus is the source of this 1734-nucleotide messenger RNA. Its product is annotated as glutamate receptor-like. The coding region runs from base 1 to 1734 and encodes 577 amino acids. Gene Ontology annotation, cellular component: membrane. Lineage: Eukaryota; Metazoa; Arthropoda; Malacostraca; Decapoda; Penaeidae. The record is from RefSeq and is a predicted model, not a curated record. Gene Ontology annotation, molecular function: ligand-gated monoatomic ion channel activity. The transcript is spliced from 14 exons.